Messenger RNA from Trichoplusia ni (cabbage looper), 1307 nucleotides. RefSeq names its product translocon-associated protein subunit alpha-like. Gene Ontology annotation, cellular component: endoplasmic reticulum membrane; endoplasmic reticulum. Lineage: Eukaryota; Metazoa; Arthropoda; Insecta; Lepidoptera; Noctuidae. Bases 130 to 972 code for a protein of 280 amino acids. The transcript is spliced from 5 exons. The record is from RefSeq and is a predicted model, not a curated record.
AAAUUGGCAUUUUGCCUCAAGUUUCUUGCUCCGUUGGGCUGUUGUUACAAAAGUGAAUGGCCUACUAUCUAGUUGUGUAGUCGCCGUCGUUUUAAAGACUUAAAAUAGUAAAUUACAUAUUAAAUCAAAAUGAAGUUAAUAUAUUUGACGCUCCUGGUCCUCCCUGCGGCCCUGCUGUGUUUCCAAAGCGCCAACACAAUCCUCGCGAAAGCCGAGGAAGAUGAGCUGGAUGACGUAGUGGACAUUGAAGGGGAAGACAGCCAGGUCGUGGGAGAUGAUACGCUCGGUGAGGAUGAUGACUCGGUAGUGAAGUCGUCACAAGAUGUUGACACAACGAUCCUGUUCAUCAAACCGGUUACAAGCUUAGGAGAUGCUACUUUCGAUAUUCAAGCGGGUUUCCCAGUAGAGUUCCUCGUUGGAUUCAUCAACAAGGGUGCUGAAGACUACCUGGUUGAAUCAAUGGAGGCCUCCUUCAGAUACCCCAUGGACUACACAUAUUACAUUCAGAACUUCACCGCUCUGCCCUACAACAAAGAAGUGAAGCCAAAGCAAGAAGCCACCUUCGCUUACUCCUUCAUCCCCAACGAAGCUUUCGCUGGACGCCCAUUCGGAUUGAACAUUCAGCUCAACUACAGAGAUGCCAGCGGAAACUUCUACCAGGAGGCCGUGUACAACCAGACGCUGAACAUCGUGGAGGUGUCGGAGGGCCUGGACGGCGAGACGUUCUUCCUGUACGUGUUCCUGGGCGCGGGCGGCGUGCUGGCGCUGGUGCUGGGCCAGCAGGCGCUGUCGUCGCUGGCGCGCCGCAAGGCCCCGCGCGCCGCCGCCCGCCCGCUCGAGACCGGCACCGCCAGCGACGUGGACUACGACUGGCUGCCCAAGGAGGUCGUCAACCAGCUCAAAAAAUCGCCCAAGACACCCAAACAGUCACCUCGGGCUAGGAAGGCGAAGAGAUCAGCCGGAGACGAUUAAUUCAGCUGUCGAUAGUUUAUAGAGUGCACCGAGCAAUAUCGUGGAGUGCGGAGUAUCUACCGCGGUACUAAAAUAACAAUAGGCCUCAGACCGCCAGACAUAGGCAUUACAACCAGUUACCGUUGCCUUUAUAAGUAAAAAUCGUCAAUGUUCAUAGACUAUUUAGUAAGUUAAGCGUCUAAGCCUAUUAUUAUUUAGUCGAUUUUUUAUACAGACUGUGGUUUGUAGUUGCUAAGUUCAGUGUGUUGUGAGCGUAAAUUAUGGAACAAACAGUGUGGAAGCUUUUUAACAACGUGAGCGAUGAGAAUAUUAUUUAAUAAAAUGUUAAAUUUUUA